Lagopus muta (rock ptarmigan) is the source of this 3224-nucleotide messenger RNA. Its product is annotated as biogenesis of lysosome-related organelles complex 1 subunit 3-like. The record is from RefSeq and is a predicted model, not a curated record. NCBI's taxonomy places the organism in Eukaryota, Metazoa, Chordata, Aves, Galliformes, Phasianidae. The coding region runs from base 152 to 655 and encodes 167 amino acids. The transcript has a single exon.
GGAGCUGCGGGUGCCGGGACGCGUUCUGGGGGCCCGUGGGGCUGGGAAGGGGGUGGGGAAGCGGGGGUCUCGCGAGGCCGGGGCGGCGCGGGCCUGUUAUGCGGGGUAUUGCCCUGGGACUCGGGAGAAGGGGCGGCGGUCUCCGUGCCUGAUGGGGCCGUUCUUCCCCCGACUUCCCCUCCUCCCUUUUGUUCCCCGCUCGCAGACCGUGGCCGCCCCUUUUUCCUCCACGCUGGUGCCGGGCGAGGCCUCGGAGAGCGACUUGGAGCCGGAACCGGGGGGGAGCGCGGCCGGGCCCCCCGCAGCGGGGCUGAAGGUUCCGGGGGAGGCGUCGGAGACUGAGGAGGAGGAGGAGGAAAAGGACCGUGCGGCCCGAGUGCCGCUGCCAGGGGUGCCCCGGGGGGGCCCCUCAUUACUGCAGCAGCGGCUGGGGGCGGGCGAGGGGCGACUGCGGAGCACGAUGGCUGAGGCACUGGGACGCGGUUUCAGUGGGGCUGCGCGGCUGCUGGAAGGCCUGGGGGGGCCCCUGGGCCGAGCCCGAGCUGGGGCAGCUGCCACCGCGCACUGCCUGUGCCUGGUGCACCGUGACCUGCGCGCCGUGGCUGCCACCGUCGCCGCCUGCCGCCUGCUGCCCGACAUCCGCGGGGAGCCGUGAGGGUGGGAACGCCAGUGGGCGGUGUUGGCAGCCGCGGGGAGCUCCUGGCGUCGUUGCAGUGUCGCUGUCGCUGACCUCCAGUGCUGUGUCCGGCGGACUUGGGGGUUGUGGUUGUCACUGAUGGCGUUCUUGCUGUUGCUGCGUUUCCAGUGCUGUGUCCCCUUGAGCUGCUGCUCCCAUCAACAGCACUGCCACUGAUCGCUCAGUGUCUCAGCGGUGUCACCUGGCCUGUGGGGACCUUGGCCUCACAGGGACGUUGUCACCAAAUGGAAGCUCCUGACAAUUGCGUGGUCCGGAAUUCUGUGGUUUUGCCCUAUUUAGGGGGUCUGAGGUUUGUGGCACCAAAUAAAGCCCUUCGGGGGCACAGCUGCAGCAAGGACACGACUUUCACUAGGCGGGUGGCAGCGUGUUCACCCGUGGCACUGUUGUCCCAGUGGUCUGAGCAAGGUCCCUUUUGUUGCCCCUCGUGUCCCCACAUUGUGGUUGUGUCCUGCCGUACAAAUGUCUCCAGCACCUGGCCACUGUCCCCGAGCUGUGGCUACAUCCUGUCACCCUAAGUGCCUCUUGGCCAUGUCCACAGCCCGCUGCUACCUCUGUGUGCCCCUCGGAGAACAUUAGCCAGGGACAGGGAGCAGCACGUGUGAUACUCCACCACAGAGCCACGUGGGUCCAUCAGACUGCACCCUGCCUGGGCUACCACCCCCUAUGGGACACCAGGGUUACACCCUGGGCGCUGGUGGGCUUGUGGCACCAAAAUGCCUGGGGCCUGGCGAGGGUCCUGGAGGCUCCCGGUGUCUCCAGGAGAGUCCCCAGUACCCCCGGGACUGACGUGAGGGGUGGUGGAAAACCAGGAUGGAGGUUCCCUUUCCCCAUUCCCGUGUGUUGCGGCAAAGGGGAGAGGUUUUGUGAAGGGCACGGUGGUAUUGGAUUCCUUUCAUAAAGAUUCUGGACCUUGGUUCCCUGCCCGUAUCCAAAUUCGAAUGAAAAACAGUAUUAAAAAUUCCUCUUUUGAGGAAGAACCUCUGAGCACUUGUAACUGGCAGUGCUUUGAUAUUGUAGAUAACCCGUUCCACAAGGAGUGCUGGGUGAUGCUGACUGAUAGCAUCAGUUGUGAGCAUGCUCUAUAGAAAGGUUCCCGCUGUGGGGGUGAGGAAACAAAAUGUGGUGAUUCAAUCCUGCGGGGUUAUUAUGGGGUUACUAGAGUCUAGGAUUCUAGAGUCGGAGGAUUGUAUGAGGACGCUAUGAGGUUACUAGCUCCUGUGAGCGUAAGUUCUGUUAUUUCAGGUCCUGUGAUUGUUUCCCAAUUCCAGAUUCUUUGACUCUGUGAUGAUUUUGGGCUUCAGAUGUGUGGUGAUUCCAGUUCCUCGCUAAGAGUAUAGACUCCCAGAUUUGUAGCUACGCGGGACGAUGCAUUUCCAUAUCCACCCCUGUGCGUAGCGUGUGGCACAGUUCUGAGUGCCUGACACAAACCCAAGCAAAAUCAAUUUCUGUUGGUUAUUGAAAAAAUGAAUAAAUUCUUUGCUUUAGUUUGUGCUCCCUGUUCCAUUUAUUUACGUUCUGCCUUACUUCGUAUGUAACAGGUAAUACCUUUUUCCCCCUUUCGUCCCUUGAUGGCUCCGGACGGUCCCCCUCAAGCCAAACUAUUAGUCGCUUACUAAGGAUCCGUAUCAGCAAGGUGUCUUGACGUGGAGGUGGAAAGGAUCUCUGCAGGUGUGACCUUGAGAGGCAUCCCUGCUCAAGGGCAGAGCUCGUCCUGCAGCCUGCUGCUGUGCAGGAGAGCUUAAGAGGUGCUUGUGCUGCUCUGUUUUGGUGGUAAGAUGAUUGACUCGUUGCUGUGCUUUGUGUUUAGGCACGUGCUCAGUUGGCCCUCAGCUGUUGAGCCAGAGGUCUGCUGUCAGUUCUUUCAGCCUCCCAGUUUGAGACAGUUUUGUGAUCGUUAAUGUGAUUUAGCCAGGAGUGUUGCUCACUGUCUUCCUGUGCCAGGCUGAGGGAGGAGGGUGGGAGAAAGGAGGAAAGAAAGGGAGAGGAGGGAGCGCACCAUCACACUGGCUUUGCUGGGGAAGAAGCCUGGUGAGAGCAGUGCUGCUGGUCUGAGUCCCAGCUGGCUUUUACCCCUAGGCAAUGCCCUGCAGGUGGGCUGGUGAGGGUGGGGGUUGGGCAGGGAUUGCUGCAUUCCCUCACACCUCUCCUGCCCAUUGUUUCUCUUGUCCCAGCAGGCUCCAGUUUAACAUCUGCCUGCAGCAGAGCAGCAACUGGCCGCAGCAUGUCCAUCUCAGGCAGGGGCUUGGGGAAGCAGCCAGGAGCGGGCAAGCAGCAAGAGAUGGGAGUGCAGGGUGAGAGUGAGGCGUCCUCAGCCAGCGUUUGUGUGCUGGGAACAGAGAAGCCGCUGGGACAGGAGUUUCUCUCCUCUCCAAGCUGCUUCCCUGGGCCUUGGCUGUGCCCAGCAAGGAGCCUUUGCAGGAGCCCGUGGCCUUUGCAGAGGUGGCCAUGUACUUCAGCAGCGAGGAGUGGGUGCUGCUGGACCCUGCGCAGCGAGCGCUGCACCGGGAUGUGAUGCUGGGGACGUAGC